AUAGGCUCUUAACCAGUGGAUGACCCUCUCACCUUCACCUUCUUCUUCUUCUUCGUCUUCGUCUCCGUCUCCGUCUCUGCUUCUUAGGUUGGGGGAACAAUGGCUUCCUCUGCGACGGCGCCUAAUUCUCUCUCCUUCUCAUCUUCUCUCUUCUUCUCUUCCUCAAACCAAAUCCCUAGAGCUUACAUUUCCGUCGCCAAAUUCGGCUCCGUCAGAGUGUCGAAGCCGCUCACCGUCGUAUCCCAGCUUGCAACCCUACCAAUCCUCUCCUUUGACGGGGAAAAGAUCGGCGAGACGUACCUCGACCUCAAAACGGCGCCGCAGGAUACCGCACGUGCCGUCGUGCACCGCGCCAUUGUCACGGACCUGCAGAACAAACGCCGAGGGACGGCGUCGACUCUGACUCGCGGCGAAGUUCGCGGUGGUGGGAUAAAGCCCUACGCGCAGAAGAAAACGGGUCGGGCGAGGCGUGGUUCCCAGAGGACGCCGCUGCGACCAGGCGGAGGUGUGAUAUUCGGGCCGAAGCCGAGGGACUGGUCCAUCAAAAUCAACAGGAAGGAGAAGAGGCUAGCGAUAUCGACGGCGAUAUCGAGCGCGGCGGCAACGGAGGGUGCGAUAGUGGUGGAGGAGUUCGGGGAGAGGUUCGAGAAGCCGAAGACGAAGGAUUUCAUCGCGGCGAUGAAGAGGUGGGGAUUAGAUCCGAAGCAGAAGGCGAUGUUCCUGAUGACGGAAGUGGAGGAGAACGUAGAGAAAUCAGGUCGGAACAUCGGGACGUUGCGGAUGCUGACGCCGAGGACGCUGAAUCUGUUCGACAUUUUGAAUUCGGACAAGUUGGUGCUGACUCCGGCGGCCGUGGACUAUCUGAACGCGAGGUACGGUGAGGAUUCAGUUGAGAGCGACGACGAGGAAGAUGCUGAUGAAGAAGAAGAAGAAGAAGGGGUCGAGGAAGAGGAGAGAACUGACACUGCGGAAUGAAAGAGAGAAACCACUGUCCAUCCUUUUGCUUCUGAGCUGCUCGAUGACGUGGUGGUUUGUUUCCUCUGUUGUAUUGUAUCCCUUCCUUUUUGGUGAUAUAUAUGAACAGAAAAUUUUAAUGUCUCUGCAAUGGCGGCAUAUUUUGUAGAAUCCUACUCAUGAUCAUUUUGGAAGAUUCAUGAUCAA
Messenger RNA from Tarenaya hassleriana, 1161 nucleotides. Its product is annotated as 50S ribosomal protein L4, chloroplastic-like. Gene Ontology annotation, cellular component: ribosome. The record is from RefSeq and is a predicted model, not a curated record. Gene Ontology annotation, biological process: translation. The coding region runs from base 100 to 975 and encodes 291 amino acids. Lineage: Eukaryota; Viridiplantae; Streptophyta; Magnoliopsida; Brassicales; Cleomaceae. Gene Ontology annotation, molecular function: structural constituent of ribosome. The transcript is spliced from 2 exons.